Molecule: messenger RNA, 849 nt
Organism: Drosophila willistoni
Lineage: Eukaryota; Metazoa; Arthropoda; Insecta; Diptera; Drosophilidae
Product: serine protease 1-like
Exons: 1
Coding region: 11-826 (271 amino acids)
Biological process (GO): proteolysis
Molecular function (GO): serine-type endopeptidase activity
Source: RefSeq, a predicted model, not a curated record
UUUCAAUUCCAUGAUGAAAGUGUUCUUGACUAUUUUGGCUUUGGCCAUUGCCUCUGCCUCGGCAUAUGAGGCAAUUGUUUAUCCCAAGGAUCUGGCCAAAUUGAAGGGAACCAAGAUCGAGGGACGUAUUACCAAUGGCUAUCCAGCUGAAGCAGGCAAGGCUCCAUACACUGUCGGCUUGGGUUUCGGAAAGGAUGGCGGCGGCUGGUGGUGCGGUGGUUCCAUCAUUGGCAACACUUGGGUCGUGACUGCAGCUCAUUGUACUGGCGAUGCUCAAAAGGUAGAUGUUUACUUUGGUGCCACCUGGCGUACAGAAGCCGUCUACACCCACACUGUCAGCAGCAGCGAUUUUAUCCGUAAUCCCGACUACAAUGGCAUCCUUAACGAUAUCUCUCUGAUUCGUAUUCCUCAUGUGGACUUCUGGGCACAAGUCAAUAAGGUGGAGUUGCCCAGCCUGAACGAUCGCUAUCAAAGCUACAACGAAUGGUGGGCUGUCGCUUGCGGCUGGGGUGGCACCUAUGAUGGUAGCCCGCUGCCCGAUUGGCUCCAGUGCGUCGAUAUGCAAAUCAUUGCCAAUUCUGAGUGUGCUGCCACCUAUGGCACUGGUAUCGUUUCCGAUUCAACCAUCUGUGUCCGUGUCGUCGAUGGCAAGGGCACAUGCCAGGGAGACUCUGGUGGCCCAUUGGUCACACACGAUGGCUCUAAAUUGGUGGGUGUCACCUCAUUUGUUGGUGCUUCUGGUUGCCAGGCAGGCAGUCCAGCUGGCUUUGCCCGUAUCACCAGUCACUUGGAUUGGAUCCGCGACAACACAGGCAUUUCUUACUAAUAAAUAGAUAUAAAACGAUUAAA